AGUUUUCUCAAUGUGCAUCUCAGUCUAUUAGUACAGUUUUACAUUUUGCUGUGCCGAUGGAUUAGUCGCGAUUUGUGUCAAUUACACUACUCAGUCUACUCCGAGUCAUAACACGCAUGGAGUUCUCCUGGUGGGUGUUCUGCAUGUUCUGGCUUCUCGGAAAGGCGUCAAGCACAAUAGAAAAUGCUCAGAAAGUAUACGCAGUAAUACAGUUUACAGGGGUUACUUAUAUACAAAGAAAUAAUUAUCACAAUGCUCCAGUUCUGACCUGUCCUGAUCGGAGACUAUGUAGAACAUGUAUUUUAGAUGCGUAUAAAUACUGACACCUACUCACCUCAUCAAAAUAGCAUUCUGCGAACCUGUAUCGACCCAAAGACGCCCCGAGAGCGUACUGCUGAAAAGGACCAGCAAAUGAAAUGAGCUUGGCCGAACGACGGCGACGGCAUCCCUGCUGAACCUUCCGUCGAUGCUACCUGCGAUUCUGCGCUGCGAAAAGCUCGGUCGUAGCAAGCUCACUUUUGCCGUUCGACGUUCAGGUCAGUUAAAUGUGAAAAAGUGGUGGUUGCGCUUCAGUGAGGACCGUGUUGGUUUCGUACCUAUCUUGAACGAGUGUCAUCUAGUCAGAUAUUAGGAUUUAGAUAAUCGAAGAUGGUACUCAAAGUGGAGAAAUCUUGCGAAGAAACAAAACCGAUUUUGAGUUUCAACGACUCUGAUGCUAAAAGCGAACCAGAUCUGAAAAUUGGAGAUGCAUACAGGCACAUCACAAAGUCAAUGAGAGACGACCCACUCAAGAUAGAAAAACCGGAGUUGGUCCUUGAGCUGUUCUCAACGGCUAUUAAAAUGCAGGACAUACCUCUAGCGAAAGAAUGUACCGAAAUUCUCAACAGCCAACUCGACAAGAACAACGCCUUGCUCGUACUGCGCCACAUCUACAAAAGCGAGAUGAUGAUGCCGCCGCCUCCAGAUCCCCUGGAUCUGAAACCCUCGGCGCCGCCCCUCCACGAAGACGACAACGAUUUUAAGGAAGACUGGGUGCAGGAUCUCAGGGACAACCUACGGAACAACUGCCUGCUGGAGAUUGAUAAGAACGCGGACUACGUCCUCAAGCAGAAGGAGGUCUUGGAGUUGUCCUAUCGGGAUGUCCUCGCCAUCACCACCAGAGACACGCUCCAGGUGUCGAAUGAGAUGCUGGUGUAUAGCGUUGCGAUGAGGUGGACUAUGGAGGAGUGUAAGCGGCUUGCAAUGGACCCGCAACAGAAUAAUAUGAAGGCUAUAGCAAGGGAACUCGUUCAUGCUCCAAGGUACGGCCUUCUGUCCAAAAAAGAAUUCUGUUGCGGCACCGUUGACGGCGUAAAAGGUCCUCGCCGCAGCGGCAUCUUGGAGGAAAGAGAAGUCGAAGCGAUACUGAACUACAUAAAGAAAAAAGCCAAGAAUCGUCCACUCGAAGGACUGCCAUAUAAAGGAUCUCUUCCUCGGAGGACGGGUAACGAAAAAUCGAACGCGUUUCACUCUGGGGUUAGUGGAGACAGCGUCUGCAGCGCAGCCUCUUCCUGCGACAAGUUCGUUAUAAACUUCUUGACCUGUUGGACGGUCAUCUUCGACUGAUUUUCCGGAAAGCAUUCGUCGGUGUUCCAACUGAAAGCGAAUUACGCGGAAACCGGUUCUGCUUGGAUCUAAUAUUCCACUGCGAAGUCUCUGCUGUAGUUCUGAAGACUUCCAUGGCUUCCAGUAAGAUAAUUAGAGCUUUUCCAAUUUUGAAAUCAUUUUCCUACAAAAAUGUACUUUGAAUACUCGAAAGAUUUGACGUUGAUUAAUAACGAGGAUUAUUAUCUACAUUCUCAAUAUGCAGGGUAUCUUGUCAAGUAGUGUAUCCUAAAUGUAUCUUAUACAGCUCAUUUGCAUGCCAUAUUAGAGAUCUAUUCGUUUUCAAGUCAAAGUUUUAACUAUGAAUUAUAAUAAAAUAAAUAUCAAAAUAACUUAUUGCUGUAACCCAUAUUAAUAUAUCAAUUAUUAUAAAUGUGAUUUUAAUGUUAUAUCAAGUUUUUGGUGUUAGUAUAGGAUAAUAGGGAUUUACUGUCGUUCUCCUUGCGAAAUUUGGAGGAGAAGUUUGUAAACGAUAAAGUGACAAACAUUUUUUAAUGAGACUAUAUUUAUAUUUUAUAAAAUUAUUAAGCGCUCUUGAAUACUACUUUUUAUACUUGUUUUUCACUUUAUUUCAAACAUAUAAAACAUUUAAAGUAUUUAUCCUUAUACCUAUAUAGUGGAACUAUAAGUUACCAAAAACACUACUAUUUUUAUAGAACGUGCUGGCAUGUUUUUUGUAAUAUGUGGGAACAAGUUGUAGGACUUUAUCAAAUUCCGAUUUGACUUGUGAUUUGUAUGGUUGACAAACAGCAGUGUAACUGCGGAAGUCUAAUUUACGGGCAUUUUCUAUAUUUAGAAAAUUACUGAUAAGUUUUGUGAUUAUAUUAUAUCCUAACUCGAGAGCUUUUUUUUUAUAUAUUAUGUUUAUAUUAAACCUUUGUUAUUUUAUGCUUAACUGAAGCGUUUGUGGUUGCUUUUGAAUUACCAAAGACGCUUACCUAAAUACUAUAUAAAAUCAUCUUCAAAGACAAAACGAAAUUUUCAAUAAUUAAAAUUGUAUUUUUAUUCCAGAUUUUGUUUUGUCUAGAAGAGAUUUUUAGUUCAGUAGCAUAACUACGUUUUAUUGUAAUCUGUGAUGUGUUUUAGCUUUAGGGUUGUUUUUUUACAGAUUUUAUUUUAGUAGCGUUAAACGCUAGAUAAGGAUUGUUGGGCAGGGCCUAAGGAAAUGUUAAGUAACUAUUGAAUUUAUAUCGUUGUUAAAAUUUAAAUCAAUUUAAUGUUUGAUAUUUAUAUGUUUGGACAUAUCUAAGAAAGGAGGACAAAAAAUAUGUUAUUCGUUUAUUUUAUCAGAAUCGUGUAGGCCAUUGUGGAUGUUUAGGCCAGUUUCAUCGAAUAUUAUGUGCGUUUUAAAUAUUGUAUGCCAUAUUUGAAGUCUAUAUGUUCUUAUAUACUUGACUGUAAUAAAAUAAAAGAAGCAUCAAA
Messenger RNA from Anoplophora glabripennis (Asian longhorned beetle), 3066 nucleotides. RefSeq lists its product as uncharacterized. Gene Ontology annotation, cellular component: cytosol. The record is from RefSeq and is a predicted model, not a curated record. The transcript has 5 exons. NCBI's taxonomy places the organism in Eukaryota, Metazoa, Arthropoda, Insecta, Coleoptera, Cerambycidae. The coding region runs from base 649 to 1605 and encodes 318 amino acids. Gene Ontology annotation, biological process: neurogenesis.